Messenger RNA from Paralichthys olivaceus (Japanese flounder), 2433 nucleotides. It is a transcript of the gene slc6a13, whose product is annotated as solute carrier family 6 member 13. NCBI's taxonomy places the organism in Eukaryota, Metazoa, Chordata, Actinopteri, Pleuronectiformes, Paralichthyidae. Gene Ontology annotation, biological process: sodium ion transmembrane transport. Gene Ontology annotation, cellular component: plasma membrane. Gene Ontology annotation, molecular function: gamma-aminobutyric acid:sodium:chloride symporter activity. The record is from RefSeq and is a predicted model, not a curated record.
AAAAAAAGUCAUUGCGAGCUGCACCAAAGUUUUCUGUGUCUCAUAUCUCCGCCCCUCCAUGUAUGUUACUGAAACCUGAAUCGGCCUGUAUUUGGUGGCCUACACUCUUCUGGAAAACUGUGCAUCUAUGAAAGAACCCACAGAUGAAAUGGAGAACACGUCCAAGGAGGAACCCUCCAAUGGGCACAACAGGCCCCUUGACAUUGUGCCCAGUACAGAGGAGAAGAUGACAGAGAGGGGGCAGUGGGGCAACAAGCUCGAGUUUGUUCUGUCAGUGGCUGGAGAAAUUAUAGGCCUGGGCAAUGUCUGGCGUUUUCCUUACCUUUGUUAUAAGAACGGAGGAGGUGCCUUCUUCAUCCCAUACCUCAUCUUCCUCUUUGCUUGUGGGAUCCCGGUCUUCUUCCUGGAGACGGCUCUGGGUCAGUACACCAGCGAGGGAGGCAUCACCUGCUGGAGGAAGAUCUGCCCUUUGUUUGAAGGAGUGGGAUAUGCCACCCAGGUGAUUGUUGGUCUGCUAAACAUCUACUACAUCAUUGUGUUAGCCUGGGCCAUCUUUUUCCUGUCCCACUCCUUCACGUGGGACCUGCCCUGGGCCUCCUGCAAUAACACCUGGAACACAGAUUCCUGUAUGGUAUUUCAGAGGGGGAAUAGCUCCAUCAAUCACCAUGAGAACGCCACCUCUCCUGUCAUUGAGUUCUGGGAGCGCAGAGUUCUGAGGAUUUCCUCAGGUAUCCAUCACAUUGGCUCCUUAAACUGGGACCUGGUUGUCUGCCUCGCCGUCGCCUGGGUCAUCUGCUACUUCUGCAUCUGGAAGGGAGUCAAGUCAACUGGCAAGGUGGUUUACUUCACAGCCACCUUUCCGUAUGCUAUGUUAGUGAUCCUGCUGAUCAGAGGGGUCACCCUGCCAGGAGCCUCCAGGGGAAUCCACUUCUACCUCUACCCUGACCUGGGACGACUGUCCGACCCACAGGUAUGGAUGGAUGCCGGAACACAAAUCUUCUUCUCCUAUGCCAUCUGCCUGGGCUGCCUCACUGCGCUGGGAAGCUACAACAAAUAUAACAACAACUGCUACAGGGAUUGUCUGUCGCUCUGUUUCCUAAACAGUGGCACCAGUUUUAUUGCAGGCUUCGCUAUCUUCUCCAUCCUGGGCUUCAUGUCCUACGAGCAGAACAUACCAAUCUCAGAGGUGGCUGAAUCUGGUCCAGGUUUGGCCUUCAUAGCCUAUCCCCGAGCUGUGUCCAUGAUGCCUUUCUCCCCCCUCUGGGCCUGCUUCUUCUUCAUUAUGAUCGUAUUUCUGGGUCUGGACAGUCAAUUUGUCUGUGUGGAAAGCCUGGUGACGGCCAUGGUGGACAUGUAUCCUUCCACCUUCCGCCGUAAAUACCGCAGGGAGCUCUUCAUCCUGGCAGUGUCCGUGGUGUCCUUCCUCAUGGGCCUAAUCAUGCUGACGGAGGGAGGAAUGUACGUCUUCCAGCUCUUUGACUACUAUGCAGCCAGUGGGAUGUGUCUACUCUUCGUGGCUGUUUUUGAGACUCUUUGCAUCGCUUGGAUUUAUGGUGCUGACCGUUUCUAUGACAACAUAGAGGACAUGAUUGGUUAUCGUCCGAGUCCCAUCAUCAAGUACUGCUGGCUUUUCUUCACCCCUGCCACGUGCUUUGGAACCUUUGCGUUUGCAUUGAUCAAGUACUCACCUCUGAAGUACAACAAUGUCUACACAUACCCGUGGUGGGGGAAUGGGUUGGGCUGGAUCCUGGCCCUGACCUCCAUGCUGUGUAUCCCUCUCUGGGCAGCAGGGAAACUGUAUUACACCCCUGGGACACUGAAAGAGCGCAUUGCUUUCUUGACCACUCCUUCUACUGAGUUACCAAAGACAAAGCAAGAGCAAGAGAAGCUGCUCGCUGUCUUCGCAGCAGAUGGCGGGAGCCUCCAUCAGAAGGCCCCUCCUAGUAAGGAUGGUUAUUUCCCCGUUGAUGAAAAAGAGUCCCACUGUUAAAGGCCUGAGUGUUGAAAUCAGAGGCUGGUGAGGAGGUCAAAGGUCACUUCUUAACUUUGACACUCCUGUCCCAUCUCUCUCUGGAAUACAAAGUCCAGUGACGUAACAUGCACAGAUGCCGAGUUCAAGAGUCAGCUCACCUGUAACUGCUGAUAUGCUGCUAGAGGUUUCCUUUCUACGCUGCCUUCAAUAUACAGUAUCCAAACUCUUACUUAAUGAUUUACAAUACAUUAUCUUUAGGAGCACUGGUUAUCAUCUCAUUUGCCACUGGCAGAGUUACAUGUACAUUUGAAAAAUAUGGCCAUGUGUUGUUUACAUUGGAUCAUGUCUGCUUUCUAAGGAAGCAUUGUUUUUUUCAGUUCGAUUAUUGAUUCUAACAGCUGUCUGCUGCAGAUGGAGAACAGGACACCCACUUGAAUAAAAUCUUUGUGUGUUUAAAUACA